Messenger RNA from Myxocyprinus asiaticus (Chinese sucker), 1589 nucleotides. Its product is annotated as olfactomedin-like. The record is from RefSeq and is a predicted model, not a curated record. The transcript has 5 exons. Gene Ontology annotation, biological process: signal transduction. Lineage: Eukaryota; Metazoa; Chordata; Actinopteri; Cypriniformes; Catostomidae. The coding region runs from base 107 to 1456 and encodes 449 amino acids.
AAGAAAAAUCAAGUAGCUGAAAAUGUGCACAAAUGAAAUUACAACAUCUUAGUCAUUGUUUGGCAGUCAAAGCAGGUCUUUGAGUCUUUCGGAACAUUCGUUCAUCAUGCUCCUGUACCUGUUGUUCCUCACAGUCACUGCGACUGGUCAGGCUCAGAGAGUUCCAGGUAAACAGGAGAAUGAUUCCUGUGUGUGUAAAAUAAGAAGCUCUAUCUGGACUUUCCCUGCUGCACGGUUUGUAGAAGCCACAAAACAGGUCCAGAGCUGUGAGGACCACCUGAAUGAGUUUCAGGAAAAGGUCGGGAGCCAACAUUUUGAACUGCCCAAGAUGGCAGCCACUCUUAAGAACAUCACAGUCCGUCUGAAACUAUUUGAUUAUCUUCACACAAGUGGACAAUACAACGCUCUUCAACUGCGUCAGCUGAAUGAUGAGCUUGAGGAAAUCUACCAUACUAUCAAUGAAACACACUUGCAUAACCCUAAUAAGGAGACACAUAACCUGCUAAAUGAGUUGAAAAAGGCUAAAAAUGAUGUCCAGAUUAUGUACAAAGAUGACGUCUUUAACCUAGAGACGAUGAAGAAGAGGUUACGUGACCUUAACAACCAUGCACAGACCUGCAGGACCAUACCAAACAAUUUUAGGAGCACUUGCCAUCAGCGUAUCAUGACCAAAAUAAGUGCUCCAGUUGUCACCAAGCUCAAUUCCCAGCACAAGUCAUAUAUCUCUGGUGCCUGGGGCCGUGACGCCCAACUAAAUAGCAACGAACGCUAUUGGGAGCAGUGCCUGGUGAGUGGACACAAGCAUGGCAGUUCAAUCAGAAUGUACAACUCGCAUGAAGAUUUCAUGGCGAAUAAGAACUACAAGGAUGAACCGAUAGCACCAUCCUACAGUGACAAGAAUGCAGUUCAGGGCUCCGGCACCAUACUGUACGAUAACACUGUAUUUUACCAAUGCUACAGCACAAAUGAGAUCUGCAGCUUCAACAUUACAACAAAGGCAACCAAGCGAAUGAAACUAAAUGGUGCUGGCAUAGACAAUAAAUUCCCUUUUUGCUACUAUAGUUGCCGUGAUUGGACCGAUAUUGACCUGGAGGCUGACCAAGACGCUGUGUGGGUGAUAUAUGCCACUGAGGAGAACCACGGCAACAUUGUUUUGAGUCGUUUAGACGCAAUUGAGCUCAACAUCACACAUACAUGGAAGACACAUCUCUUUAAGAGGUCUGUCAGCAGUACGUUUAUGGUGUGCGGGGUCCUGUAUGCUACUCGCUAUGUUAAUACUCACCAAGAAGAGGUAUUUUAUGCCUUUGAUACAAGCACAGGUCAGGAGAUAAACACUCUUUCUUUACCAUUUGAGAAGGUUGCUGCUGGAAUAGCCAACCUGAACUACAACCCUGUUGACAGGAGACUCUACUUGUAUAAUGAUGCCUAUCUUUUAGCAUAUGACACCUUCUUCUGAGGGUUUUUAUGUGCAGUUACCCAAUAAAAACUACGUAUGAUAAGUUUUUUUGUGUUUCAAAUUCAAAGAGUUAAUGGAGUCUCAUUAAUGGCUGUUUUAUUUCCCAAAGACUAUGUGUUGAUGGUCCAGAGAC